UUUAUCGCUGCUCCCUAGAGUCUAUCUGAACUUCUGCUGGAAGAAUUGAAAACUUGAAAUGGGGAAGGAAACCGAUAUAUGGGACGAUUCAGCUCUCAUCAAUGCCUUCAAUGACGCCAUUUCUAAAUACAAGAAGAUGCAUAACAAAGGAUAUCAGGACAAUUCAGCUGAGGGAGAGAAAGAGAGAAACACUGCUGAAAACGUGUCUGAUCGAAUUGAUCAAAGUCAUGACGAUACUAGACAAAUAGAGGUGCAUGAUGAUGGCAAUGCUGUAUCAAACACUGGACCCGAAGCGGGAAUAGCUAAUGAUCUUCCUCAAAGUCAGGAAAGUUAUCAUGCCAAUUCACAUGGUCAAGAGGCUUUCAUGCAAACAUCACAUAUUCCCCACACACAAAAGGUUCUUGAUGGCUUCUCAUAUUCACAAGAUGUAGGAGAGUAUAAUAAAUUACUUAGCCAGUAUUAUGAACUCGAGGAGCAGCGGCAAAAAGUUCUACAGCAACUUCAUGAAGCGGGUUACUGGAAUUACCAAGGCAUUGGCGAAGGUUCUGGUUCUUCUGCACAGUGGGGUGCAUGUUCUACUUUUCAGGAACAACAUCAAGUACCUAUACAUCAAUCCUCUCUGCCAGGGGUGGUUUCUUCUUGCUGCCCAUACGUUUGCCCUUGUUUGGUGGCUCCAUGCUCUUCACUACCUUGUUGUGCUUCAAGUGGAAGUUGCGUCAGUAACAUUGGCACUGAUGUUAAUACUGCUUCAUGUAUGAUGGGUCCUCAAAAGUCCUCAUCUUUUGAGGAUGACAUUGUUGUUAAAACCGGAUUGGGAGCUGCAGAAAGAGCAAUUUCUUCAUUUAAGAUGACGAAAUCUAGUGCUUCAAAUAUCCAUGAAGAAAGAGAGAAAGACGUGAAAAGCGGUUCAAGUUUGUCAGAAGAUAAAAUGGUGCAAUGUAUGAAUUCGGAUACAGAUCUUGGUGUAGUUUUGCAUGCUUGGUACUCUGCAGGCUUCUAUACGGGAAAGUAUCUUGUAGAGCAGUCGAUGAAGGGAAAGCAAGGGUAGCUGUUGUUUUCAUCAAUUCCAUUAAACU
Messenger RNA from Telopea speciosissima, 1076 nucleotides. RefSeq lists its product as uncharacterized. Lineage: Eukaryota; Viridiplantae; Streptophyta; Magnoliopsida; Proteales; Proteaceae. The record is from RefSeq and is a predicted model, not a curated record. The transcript is spliced from 5 exons. Bases 59 to 1048 code for a protein of 329 amino acids.